AUGUUACCUCUCCCUGGAGCCCCUUCUUCCUCCUGGGCUAGAUUCCGAGAGCGACUAAGUGCUUUAUUCAGUGGCGCUGACCCCCGGGUCUGUAUUGCGUUCUGGCUGUUUGGCUUGAUAAACAAUGUUCUUUAUGUCAUCAUCCUAUCAGCUGCUCUUGAUUUAGUCGGACCUGGUGUGCCCAAAGGCGUCGUUCUUCUCGCAGAUGUCAUCCCUUCGUUUGGGACUAAGCUCAUUGCGCCGUAUUUUAUCCAUGUAGUACCAUAUUCGGUACGGGUGGUGAUAUUCGUGCUCCUCUCCGCCAUCGGAAUGCUUCUUGUUGCGUUGAGCCCUGGCUACACGGAUGGUGGCACGAUCUCUACCAAGAUUGCCGGGAUUAUCCUAGCCAGUUUAUCUAGCGGAGGUGGUGAGUUAAGCUUUCUCGGGUUGACGCACUUCUACGGUCCAUUUAGUCUGGCAGCUUGGGGAAGCGGAACUGGAGCUGCGGGGCUGGUCGGUGCUGGUGCUUAUGCACUCGCGACUACGUCCUUCGGCCUCAGUGUGAAGACAACCCUUCUAGCAUCUGCUUGCUUACCAGCAGUCAUGGUGGUAAGCUUCUUUACCAUCCUGCCGAGAUCCCUUAUGCACCAUCCUCUGUCGGCCGUACAAGCUGGCUAUCGCGCUGUUGGGACCCAUAAUAGGCUUGCGGAAGAACGGGCAUUUAGUUACGAGCGUGAUGAAGCCAACAGUGAGGCUGAUGGCCUUCUCGCUUCUUCCAUACACUCCGCUGAGGACCCAAAAGCAACUCAGACUGGGAGUGGAAGUCUCCGAUGGGAACAUAUCAAAGCAAAUCUGCAGCGCGCAAGAGGGCUUUUCUUCCCUUUCAUGCUUCCAUUACUGUUAGUCUACGUCGCAGAGUAUACCAUCAACCAAGGAGUGGCCCCCACACUACUCUUUCCGCUGAGCGAGACUCCGUUCGCCCAUUUCCGUGCAUUCUACCCUGCGUAUAAUGCGAUUUACCAGGUCGGCGUGUUCAUCUCACGUUCAUCGACUCCCUUCUUCCGCAUCCAUGAUCUGUAUUUUCCAUCAUGCUUACAGGUUGUGAAUCUGGCUAUUUUGACUCUUCAUUCUUUGUUCAACUUCAUUCCUAGCGUGUACAUCAUCUUUGCGAUCAUUUUCUGGGAGGGACUCCUCGGUGGCUUGGUUUAUGUCAAUACGUUCGCUGAGAUAGGGGAGCGCGUGCCCCCAGAGGAUCGGGAAUUUUCCCUGGGCGCGACAACCGUCAGCGACUCUGGGGGUAUUUGUAUCGCGGGUUUCCUCAGUAUGAUCUUUGAGGUUUGGUUGUGUGACUGGCAAGACGCGCACGGAAGGGAUUAUUGUCACCAUGUGCUAGGAAGACCAUCGACCAAAUUCCGAAAGAUUCAGGUCCUUGCCGUCUUCCUUUUCUGGUCUACCUAUCUCCUCAGAGGAAACAAACAUGGCCCUCCUAUCUUUCGCAACGUCUCAGCUCGCCUAUCGGCAAAGCUAAGUGUUUGGCAAACUACCGUGGGCGUUUUCCUGUGGCUGUACCUCUGCCGCAACUUUGCAAAGAUUGUUGGCUUAGAGUGUCCGGAACCACUAGCCAAUUUGUAUUCACGCUCUUUCUUCCGGGCAACAUGGAUCGCCACGGCCCUCGACGCUGGCUUCUGGACCGCAAUGAAAGUCAAGCCGAAGUGGCUACGAGAUAUCGCGUCUUUGGCGUUUACAGUUUACUACCUUUUCGCUGCGGAGCAGGCAGAUGAAAAGGUUCGUCGGGUUCGAGCAACCCUAACCGUAGAGCACCUGCGAGUCUCAUGGAACAAAGGCACCACGCCGUACCUGUGGGCACUCGCCAGUCUGCUUCGGCCCCGACUUACAAAAUAUCCGCCUCGUGCGAUACGGAUUCCUCGUCCUCCGCAGUCCAGCUAUACAGAGCCAACCAAUGCAUGGCUUUACUUUGAUGGUCCUCUGAGUGCGUUACGCGACCAGACCUGUAUUAUCCUGGAUAUCCCCGGGGGCGGAUAUGUCGCCAUGAGCCCCCGCACUUCAGAGGAUCGACUGCUUGCCUGGGCUGGGAAAACAAAGGUGCCGAUCCUUAGUCUUGAUUACAAAAAGGCACCAGAGUAUCCCUACCCGUAUGCGCUCAAUGAAUGUUAUGAUGUCUAUCAUACCAUCGUCACUACGCGCGGGCGUUGCUUGGGAUUAAGCGGGAACGUGCAGCCACGUAUUGUGCUUGCAGGAGAUAGUGCUGGUGGAAAUCUGGCAGUGGGCACUACCCUGAUGGCCCUCCAAUCCGGCAGCUCAGAUGCUCCCCGUUGGCAAGGUGACCACAUGCUCCCUCGUCCAGAUGGGCUUGUUUUAGCAUAUCCGGCGUUGAAUAUGAGAGUCGAAAGCUGGAUGACGGAGGAGCAAAUGUCACUUAUACAAGAUAAGAGCGCGCGGCGGACGAACGAGAGCGUCCUCCGACAGAAAAACAUGGACUACCAGCGUUUGACGCCAUUCACAUCGCCAGGCCCUUCCACAGAAGACCUUCUCCGCGACUCGUCUUCUGACCUGGACCUGGAAGAAGCUGAGGAUGUAGCUCAGGGUGCUUCCAAGAAACUGGAAGAAAAACUCAAGGCGGACAACCUGGCCGCUCAGACCGCUGCCAUUGCGCAGAGCCACCACCCGAAACAAAUCCGUACCCGUCUGGCCGUUUCCUCAAUGAUCUCGUAUGUCCAUGAUCGGAUCCUGACCCCCGAGAUGAUGAGGGCAAUGAUAAUCCUCUAUAUCGGGCCUCACAAUCGCCCUGACUUCAGCACGGACUUCCUGCUCUCUCCCGUGCUCACCCCCGAGGCCCUUCUCGCACGGUUCCCCAAAACAUACAUCGUCACAGGCGAGCGUGACCCACUAGUUGACGACACGGUAAUCUUCGCUGGGAGACUGCGCCAGGCCAAGCUACACCAAUUCCGGGAAAGACAGGAGCUGGGGCUUGAGAAGUCUCACCGAGCAUUCAAUGAAAAGGACCACGUGGAGGUGUCAUUACUCCCCGGGAUCUCUCACGGAUUCCUGCAAAUGGCAGGCUUCUUUCCCGAUAGCUGGAAGCAUAUCAACAAGUGCGCAGCCUGGAUCCAGGAUUUGUUCGAGGCCGCCGAGAGACGGAAGUCAUCGUCCAGUUUGCUCCAGUCACUGCACGACAGCGCACCAUACUACCAGGUGCCGAAGGCGGACGCCAAUAGCGGCAGCCCACGUCACCAUAAACGCAGCCUCACGGGCGAAUCGUCAGGUGACGAGGAUAGACCCUUGGAGAUGAGCCUCGGCAGGAUGACCCCAUUGAACCCGGAUGAUAGUACCAGUCAAAUGCGCGGCAAGCCGUCCAACGGGACGAGUCAUGUUCGUCUCCAAGGCUCUGCGUCGAAUGACAAUGAGUCUCAGACUGCAAGUGGCAGCCAGGGUCCAAGUGCAUCCCGAGGUCGCCGUUCCCGGCCCAAGGGGCUCAGCAGAAGACGACGCGAUGCGCCCACGAAACUCACUAUGCCUCCGGCCCAUGACUAUAUCUCAGACGCCCUGCAGACCCCUCCGCCCAAACGUAGGGAUAGAAGCAUUGGCAGCCUUCCUAGUGAGGAGGAUCUCUUGGAUCGCAGGAUGAAUGGUUUGGCUGGAGGGUUGAUGGGGAUAGGAGAGGGAGCCCGGACGCCGUGA
This is a messenger RNA of Aspergillus nomiae NRRL 13137, 3678 nucleotides long. RefSeq lists its product as uncharacterized. Bases 1 to 3678 code for a protein of 1225 amino acids. Gene Ontology annotation, biological process: triglyceride catabolic process. Gene Ontology annotation, cellular component: membrane; cytosol. The record is from RefSeq and is a predicted model, not a curated record. Gene Ontology annotation, molecular function: triacylglycerol lipase activity; sterol ester esterase activity. The transcript is spliced from 5 exons. NCBI's taxonomy places the organism in Eukaryota, Fungi, Ascomycota, Eurotiomycetes, Eurotiales, Aspergillaceae.